AUGUUUCGGAUAACUAAUAUUGUUCCUAAAAUUGGAAAUGCCAUUUAUCUCCAUACAACUCCAUUGGCAAGUUCAUCAGUAUUUAUGAAACGUCAAAAACGUAUAGAUCCAGAAGUUGCCAAACAAAGGGAAAUGAGAAAACGAAGAAAACUUGAAAAAGAGAUUCGUUUGUUAAAAAAAGAAGCUAAAAAAUUUAAACCCAUAGAAGAACUUAGUAUUAUUGAUGAAGAAAAAAUUAAAAAUAUCAAAGAACGGCAACGUAAUUUGGAAUCACCCUCCAAGGAUUGCUUGAAAAAUGAGGUAAUUCUUAGAAAAAAGUAUAAUGCUUUACAAAAUAAAUUAUGGAGAAUAGAUGAUACAUGGAUUAGUAAUACCCUUAAUGCACAAGAAAUUGCGCUAGAAAGAUUAAAAAUUUUAUCACCAGAGCUUUAUGCUUCUGCUAUCAAAAUUGACGAUGGUAUUAUUAAAUAUAAUUUUCAAGGCCCACCACUAGUUCAAUUCCAUAAAGAAUACAAAGCUCCAGAUGGAGAUUUUAUUGAUGUAACUAAAAAAUGGUGUUAG
Strongyloides ratti is the source of this 561-nucleotide messenger RNA. Its product is annotated as 39S ribosomal protein L40, mitochondrial. The transcript has 3 exons. The record is from RefSeq and is a predicted model, not a curated record. Bases 1 to 561 code for a protein of 186 amino acids. NCBI's taxonomy places the organism in Eukaryota, Metazoa, Nematoda, Chromadorea, Rhabditida, Strongyloididae. Gene Ontology annotation, cellular component: mitochondrial ribosome; mitochondrial large ribosomal subunit.